Phodopus roborovskii (desert hamster) is the source of this 2236-nucleotide messenger RNA. It is a transcript of the gene Usp44, whose product is annotated as ubiquitin specific peptidase 44. Bases 45 to 2198 code for a protein of 717 amino acids. Lineage: Eukaryota; Metazoa; Chordata; Mammalia; Rodentia; Cricetidae. The record is from RefSeq and is a predicted model, not a curated record. The transcript has 5 exons. Gene Ontology annotation, molecular function: cysteine-type deubiquitinase activity; zinc ion binding. Gene Ontology annotation, cellular component: cytoplasm. Gene Ontology annotation, biological process: protein deubiquitination.
GUUUGGAUGAUGCGCCCCUCCCAUAGACUGAAGAAAUAGUAACAAUGGAUGAGUGCAGACACAUCGAGCAGUUGCAGCUUGGCCCGGAUCAUUCCAUCUUCAACCCUCAGAAAUGGUACUGUACGGACUGCAACACGACGGAGUCGAUUUGGGCGUGUCUCAGCUGUUCGCACGUGGCCUGCGGAAGGUAUAUCGCGGAGCACGCCCUGAAGCACUUUGAAGAAAGCAGCCAUCCCGUUGCGUUCGAGGUGAAUGACAUGUAUGUGUUUUGUUACCUUUGUAAUGAUUAUGUUCUCAAUGACACAGCAGCUGGACACCUGAAGUCACUACGAAGUACAUUAAGUGCAAUCAAAAGUAAAACUUACCCGCGUGCGGCUCCGAGCGGCAGGGUUUCACAGCCGGUGGACACGCGUGACACUUCUUCCUCCUUCCACGACGGCGCCCAGUCCCCGGCUGCGAAAGAAGAUCAAACGUGCACUGCCCUUUGGCACAGGAGAAGGACGCUCAUGGGUAAAAUCUUUCGAACUUGGUUCGAACAGUCAGCCAUUGGGAGAAAGAGGCAAGACCAAAUUCCGGACAAAGCGGUAGCAAAGAGAGAGCUGAAGAAAAGACAGCAAGACGUAGGGCCGCAGGUGAGAGCCGACUUGGAAAGCACACCCCCACGAAAGAGUUUGCGCCUGCAAGGCCUCACGGAGGCUGCCACCACAGAAACGGUCCCGGUGCAGCCGCCACCGCCAACUCAGCCAUUGCCAGCCAAAGAUAAAGCGCUGUCACCGACCUCGGAAGAUGAGAAGCCGAAAAAAGUAAGUGACUCCUUAAUGAAACGAAGGCCGGUAGUGACCCCUGGUGUAACAGGACUGAGAAAUUUAGGGAAUACUUGCUAUAUGAAUUCUGUUCUGCAGGUGUUGAGUCAUUUACUUAUUUUCCGACAGUGCUUUUUAAAGCUUGACCUGAACCAAUGGCUGGCGGUGGCUGCUAGCGAUAAGUCCCGACCCUGUAAACACUCACCUGUCACAGAUGCGGCAGCUCAUCAGAUGAAUGAAGGCCAAGAGAAAGAGAAGGAGAAGGAGAAAGAGAAGGAGAAGGGCUUCGUGUGCUCCAGACACCCAAGUUUAUCGUCAGGCCUCAGCGGCGGGUCCUCCAAGAGCCGAAACAUGGAGCUCAUCCAGCCCAGGGAGCCGAGUUCACCGUACAGUUCUCUUUGCCACGAGCUACACACUUUGUUCCAAGUCAUGUGGUCUGGAGAGUGGGCCCUGGUGUCGCCAUUCGCUAUGCUCCACUCGGUGUGGAGACUCAUCCCUGCUUUCCGGGGCUAUGCCCAGCAGGACGCUCAGGAGUUUCUUUGUGAGCUUCUGGAUAAAAUACAACGCGAACUCGAGACAACGGGAACCAGGUUCCCAGCUCUCAUCCCCACUUCCCAAAGGAAACUGAUCGAGCAAGUUCUGAAUGUAGUAAAUAACAUUUUUCACGGACAACUUCUUAGUCAGGUUACGUGUCUUGCGUGUGACAACAAAUCCAACACAAUAGAACCAUUCUGGGACUUGUCACUGGAAUUUCCAGAGAGGUACCAAUGCAGUGGGAAAGAUGCCGCCUCCCAGCCAUGUCUAGUUACUGAUAUGUUGGGCAAAUUUACAGAAACAGAAGCAUUAGAAGGGAAAAUCUACGUGUGUGACCAUUGUAACUCAAAGCGUAGAAAGUUUUCGUCAAAACCAGUUGUACUCACAGAAGCCCAGAAACAGCUUAUGAUAUGUCACCUACCUCAGGUUCUCAGACUACACCUCAAACGAUUCAGAUGGUCAGGACGUAAUAACCGAGAGAAGAUUGGUGUUCAUGUUGUCUUUGAGGAAACCUUGAACAUGGAGCCCUAUUGCUGCAGGGAGACCCUGAAAGCUCUCAGACCAGAGUGCUUUAUCUACAAUUUAUCUGCUGUAGUAAUCCACCAUGGGAAAGGAUUUGGCUCAGGACACUACACUGCCUACUGUUACAAUUCUGAAGGAGGGUUCUGGGUACACUGCAAUGAUUCCAAGCUAAGCAUGUGCACUAUGGAUGAAGUACGCAAGGCCCAAGCUUAUAUCUUAUUUUAUACUCAGCGAGUUACUGAGAAUGGACAUUCUAAACUCCUGCCUCCCGAGCUCUUGUCCAAUAGCCAACAUCCCAGUGAAGAAACGGAUGCCUCUUCCAAUGAAGUCCUUAGCUGAUCCACAGUGGGCUCUCGUUAUUUGUAUAUAUACUUUUU